Molecule: messenger RNA, 2211 nt
Organism: Ananas comosus (pineapple)
Lineage: Eukaryota; Viridiplantae; Streptophyta; Magnoliopsida; Poales; Bromeliaceae
Exons: 2
Coding region: 286-1887 (533 amino acids)
Source: RefSeq, a predicted model, not a curated record
GACGGCGUCGUCGUACGUUCGUUCCUUCUCCUUUCCCUCACCUCUCUCUCUCGUCCUUAUUGUGGAUGGGUGGAGAAGCCAUAGUCGAAGCUCACGAAGCACAAUUCCCUUGUCGUUUUUGAUCCUGCUUCGAAAGGGUUUUUGUAGUUAAAAAAAAAAGGUUCCUUUCUGCUGGGUCUGAUCUGGGGAUUCGGUUGGAUUUGGGGGCUAUUGGGGUUUUCCAUUGAUCUGUUGGAAAUUUGAUGGUUGGAUUUAUGGAAUGGGCCUGUGAGUGCCUCCUGUGGGAUGCGUUCAUCGAAUGCGGCGGCAUCCGAAACCCGCCGAUUAGAUAGCGCAAAGAGAAAGGAGGCGGAGGAGGAGGAGGAGGAGGUGAAUAGAGAGUUCGCGCUGUUUCGAGACAGAGUGAUGGGAGAAGAUCUCCUCACCACUUUAUCCAUGGAUAACCACCACCAUCCCUCCACCCUCCUCUCCAUAGAACCUUCCGGAAACCCAUCAUCGUCUUCCUCCCACGAGGAUGUCGACCACCGUGAACCCAUGAUCCACCACCGCCCCCCCGCGACUCUAUCUGGCCCCCCUGAUAUAAACCUUCCCUUUUCGGAUGAAAUCUCUCCGCCACACCACUCAUGGAACUCGGAUGCUUGCGAUAAUAUAUUCGACAUCAGCACAGGCCCCCAGCUUUAUGACCCAGAUUCUAUGCUCAACCUCCCAAAGAUUACCAACCGCAAAUUUGCCAAAAGAGGAGAUAGCAUUUGGGGUGCGUGGUUCUUCUUCAAUAACUACUUCAAACCUACAUUAACUGAUAAAUCAAAGAAUAAGGCCGGCGUUAGGGAUGCGAACUUCGAUAAGUCGGAUUUGAGGCUCGAUGUCUUCUUUGUCCAGCACGACAUGGAGAACAUGUACAUGUGGGUUUUCAAGGAGAGGCCUGAGAAUGCCCUAGGCAAGAUGCAGUUAAGGAGCUUCAUGAAUGGCCAUUCACGGCUUGGCGAACCGCAGUUCCCGUUCAGCGCCGAUAAGGGUUUUGUCCGGUCCCACCGAAUGCAGCGCAAGCAGUACCGUGGUCUGUCCAACCCUCAGUGUAUCCAUGGAAUUGAGAUCGUGAGAUCGCCUAAUCUUGCCCUAAUUCCUGAAAGCGACCUCAAGAAAUGGGUGGAAUUAACAGGAAGGGAGCUUAAUUUCCCAAUCCCGCCUGAAGCUAGUGAUUUUUGUUCAUGGAGGAAUCUUAAUUCUGCUGAUUUCGAGCUUGAAAGACCAAAGCUGUUGAAUGGGUCGGGCUUAAAUCUAUUGUCGCAAGCAAAUCAUUCUAUUGGUAAUGGAUUGGAUCAUUCUUCACUAUGCAAUAAACGCAGAAUCGAUGAGGAGUGCUUCUUGCCACUAAAUUCUACUUCAGAGAGAGCCCAAGAUGUGGAGAUGAAUAACCCAAUUGAACCUUUGUGGGCAAAUGAAUUUAACGGUGUAAUGAGACACGCAAGUGGCCCCGUGACCGCAUCGAAAACUAUUUAUGAGGAUGAGGGGGGGUAUCUUAUAUUGGUUAGCUUACCUUUUGUGGAUCGUCAAAGGGUGAAAGUUUCAUGGAGGAAUACUCUCACUCAUGGGAUAGUUAAAAUACUUUGUGUUAGUACUGCAAGGAUGUCGAAUAUAAAGAGGCAUGGUAGGACCUUUAAGUUAAUGGAUCCUUUUCCUGAACAUUGCCCGAUGGGGGAAUUCACGAGAGAGAUACCGCUUGCUACAAGGAUUCCAGAAGAUGCUAAGCUUGAAGCCUAUUAUGAUGAGAGUGGUGCAGUACUCGAGAUUAUGGUCCCAAAACAUAGUUCCGGGCCAGAAGAACACGAAGUUAGGGUCUGCAUGCGGCCCUCUCAACUUGGAGGUAGUGAUCUUAUGCUAACAUAAGUAUUUUGAUUGUAGUGUGGAAUUAAUAUUUGUUUGGUUGCGUUAGUGUCUGCCGAAGAACGUGGCCUUUCCAUAGUAUGGUUGGGUUAUUAGUAGAACUACUGCGAGUUUGCUUGUUAGAAGGUUUUGGAGAGAUGGUGGUCAUGUCUAACUAUCUAUUUGAGUCGAAUAAAAUCUUGCUUGUAUUUGUGUUGGCUCUUUUAAAUAACAUAGGUAAUGGAAUUGUAGUUUUUGAGAACAUCUUUUGUGCGCUUUGUAGCUCAUAAGUGCAAUGACUUGGCCUUUUGGCUUUUCUCUGUGAAGUUACUGUAAUUUCUUAUGUUC